CGGCAUUAACAAAUAAAUGAAUAAAAAAAAAAAUAAUAAAACAAAAAUCUAAGGAUAUGCGAGAGAAAAUGGAAGAAGAAAUAAAUAAAGCGGCAUGCGAAAAUAACACGCAACUUUGAAUAUCCUUCCGCGACUUUUGGGUGACGUAACGCGGAAGUAGGUCCUGCUGUUCAGCCAAAGCGAAAGUGUUCCUCCGUUUCUCUCCUUCGCAGUGGCUUUUCGGUGCCGGUGACUCUUUGGAAAAACUCCGUAUUCUAUCCAUGAGACGUUUAUGCGCCUUGCUGUUGUUUACUGAGUUAAUACGAGGGACAGUUUGGUAAAAGCAAAACAUGACGGAAGGUGGCGCUCCUGCUGCGGCCAGGGCAGUGCUGCAGCAGUGUCUGCACGCCAGGCUGCAGGUGAAGCCGGCAGGGGAAGACUCACCUGCCCAGUGGGUCCAGAUCGACAGAGGGAUGGUGAUCUACAUCUGCUUCUUCAAAGGAGCCACAGAUGACAUUCUGCCUAAGAUGGUCUCCACCCUGCUGGGCCUCCGGCUGUGUGAGUCCGACUCAGGGAAGCGGGUCUCGGUGUCGGAGCUCCCCGGCAGCGUGCUGAUCGUCCCGCAGGCCACGCUGGGCGGCAAGGCCAAAGGACGGGCCAUGCAGUACCACACCAACAUCGGCAAGGAGGACGGCCUGCGGCUGUACAGCGACUUUGUGUCCCUGUGCGAGAGGGAGCUGCUGCGGGCCGCCGGGGCCGCCGAGGCCGAGGUGACGGUGAAAUGCGGGACGUACGGCAACAGACAGGUGCUGCAGCUGGACACCAACGGACCGUACACACACCUGAUGGACUUCUGAACCGGCAGGGAAGACGCAGAAGGACACAAGGGUGUUCUGUGGACGUCUGGCACCAUGAUGGAGGUCCACCGGAGAACUGGCUAGGCAUAAAUGACGGUUACAACACUGUAUGUAACAGCAAGAAAUUAAAAACGAGAUGACAUGUGGUGAUACUGAAAAUGAUGUUAAGGCACAAGUUAUAUUGUAUCACAGCUAAUAUAGAAUGUAUACCAGGUGAAAAAACAAAAAGUCGUCAGCCUGCAGAAAUUUCCUGGAGGACACCAGUUGCCAGAUCUGAGACUUUUUGACAAGAAAUGCAUUUUUUUUUCUUCCAAAUAUGUGUGAGCCCAUGUCACUCCAUAUGUGAGUCCUUGGCCCAAGCUUUCCAGGAUGCUUUACUUGUUGUGGUGUGUGUGUGUGUGUGUGUGUGUGUGUGUGUGUGUGUGUGGCAAAGGUGGAUUUCUGCUGCAGAAACCCGAUGACUGUCGCCACAGAACAUUUCGCCUCAGUUCAUCUAGUGUCAUAUGAUACCUAUUGCUUUACUGUAAUCGGAUUUAUUAAUAAAAAAUAAAAAAAUCUGGCUUAGAAUAAUUAACGUAUCCAUGGCAACAGCAGCCGUCACCAUGCACCUCCGUCACUUGGGACCGAUGUUGUUGUGUGUUGCGUCGCCAGGGAUUUUUACUGUCCAGAUUUGAUAAAACCAAAAACCAAACAAAACAAACAAACAAACAAACAACAAAAAAAAAGAUUUGGGCUGGCAGUGUGAACAAGGCCGAAGUCAAAUGAUGCCCUUGAGCAAGGCACUCCAUCUGCUCAGUCUGAAUGUGAAGGUGAUUGUUGCAGAAAAGGCUUGUUUUCUUGUUUUGUUUCCUUACAUUAUGAUCACAGCUGUCGUUCCAUCAUUACAACCAUCAUUCAUUUUGAUCAUUUGAAGGGAAAAGGUGCUUCGCUGCACCUCCACAACGAGGAUCGUCCUUCCAAAACGCCACUGAUCCAGUUUUAUUCCUCCAGUUUAGUCAUUUUUUUUUUUCUGAUGUACUUUUAUUUUUGUCAUAUUUGUCAUCAAACAGGCCAGACGGCUGCAGUGUGACGUGUCCAAACUGUUGGCAUCAAGACGUUAUUUCUGUUUUUCUAAUAAAGACUCACACACUUGGGC
Myripristis murdjan (pinecone soldierfish) is the source of this 1971-nucleotide messenger RNA. It is a transcript of the gene dtd2, whose product is annotated as D-aminoacyl-tRNA deacylase 2. Gene Ontology annotation, molecular function: D-tyrosyl-tRNA(Tyr) deacylase activity. The transcript has 3 exons. NCBI's taxonomy places the organism in Eukaryota, Metazoa, Chordata, Actinopteri, Holocentriformes, Holocentridae. Gene Ontology annotation, cellular component: cytoplasm. The record is from RefSeq and is a predicted model, not a curated record. Bases 330 to 836 code for a protein of 168 amino acids. Gene Ontology annotation, biological process: tRNA metabolic process.